Molecule: messenger RNA, 1776 nt
Organism: Penicillium samsonianum
Lineage: Eukaryota; Fungi; Ascomycota; Eurotiomycetes; Eurotiales; Aspergillaceae
Product: Sec1 family protein
Exons: 3
Coding region: 1-1776 (591 amino acids)
Biological process (GO): vesicle-mediated transport; intracellular protein transport
Cellular component (GO): Golgi membrane
Source: RefSeq, a predicted model, not a curated record
AUGGACGUCGUCGCGGCCGCCUCGGGGUACAUCUCCAAGAUGGUCACGGUGGGUGAGUCGGCAGGAGCGUCGUCAUCCAAGAUGAAGAUCUUGCUUCUUGAUAGUGAGACAGUCCCUAUUGUUUCGACCGCCAUUACCCAAUCCGCCCUUCUCAAUCAUGAGGUCUACCUCAUCGACCGCUUAGACAACGUCGCGCGCGAGAAGAUGCGACAUCUGCGAUGCCUGUGCUUCGUGCGCCCAUCACCCACCUCUAUUCAAUUUUUGAUCGACGAGCUUCGAGAACCUAAAUAUGGCGAAUAUUACAUCUACCUUAGCAACAUCAUCCGAAAAUCCGCCCUCGAGCGGCUUGCAGAAGCGGACAGCCACGAGGUCGUGCAGUCGGUCCAGGAACAGUUUGCCGACUUCCUCGUUAUCAACCCGGACCUUUGCUCUUUGGGGAUGGGUUUCCCAUUGCAACGGAUAUGGAGCCAUUCACCAGACUUAUGGAACCCGGAUUCACUACAAAGAGCCACGGAGGGGGUCCUGGCCCUGCUUCUCGCGUUGAAGAAGAACCCCCUUAUUCGCUAUGAGAAGAACAGCCUAUUGGCCCGGAAAUUGGCGACGGAGGUCCGAUACCAUAUCACGCAGGAGGAGCAGCUAUUUAAUUUCCGCCGGACGGAUACACCGCCUAUCCUGCUCGUUCUUGACCGCCGCGAUGAUCCCAUCACCCCGUUGCUUACCCAGUGGACGUACCAGGCGAUGGUACAUGAGAUGCUUGGUAUCAAUAAUGGCCGCGUUGAUCUGCAGGAUGUGCCAGACAUCCGACCAGAACUGAAAGAGAUUGUCUUGGCUCAGGACCAGGACCCGUUUUUCAAGAAGAAUAUGUAUCAGAACUUUGGUGAUCUGGGCCAGAACAUUAAAGAAUAUGUGGAGCAGUACCAAACCAAAACCCAAAGCACUGCGAAUAUCGAGUCCAUUGCGGAUAUGAAACGUUUUGUGGAGGAUUAUCCCGAAUUCCGCAAGCUGGCAGGUAAUGUGAGCAAGCACGUUACCCUGGUGGGCGAACUCAGUCGGCGCGUCGGCGAGGAUACCCUUCUCGAUGUGAGCGAGUUGGAGCAGAGCCUGGCAUGCAAUGAUAACCACUCCAAUGAUCUUAGGUCACUACAACGUAUCAUCGCGCUACCAAACGUGCCCUCAGAUAAUAAGCUGCGCCUAGUGGCUCUCUACGCCCUUCGCUAUGAUAAGCAACCCAAUAGCGCGCUGCCAAUUCUCCUUGAUCUCCUCGUCACAGCGGGCGAAGUCUCAUCUAACCGCGUAAAUAUCAUCCCCAAGCUCCUUGCCUAUCACCACUCCCUCCAAGCCCCUCCAGUCGCAGGCGGGUUCUCCGACCUCUUCGAAUCAACCUCCUUCUUCUCCGGCGCAAGCAGCCGCUUCAAGGGCCUUAAAGGCGUCGAGAACGUCUACACCCAACACUCCCCUCGACUGGAAGUGACUCUCCAAAACCUCAUCAAAGGCCGCCUGAAGGAACUGCAAUACCCCUUCCUUGAGGGUAGUGGACACACGCGGGACAAGCCGCAAGACAUCAUCAUCUUUAUGGUUGGCGGCACCACAUACGAGGAGGCCAAGAUGGUAGCGCAGGUCAAUGCCAGCUCCCCAGGCGUGCGAGUCGUUCUCGGCGGCACUUCCAUUCAUAACAGUGCAACCUUCUUGGAAGAGGUUGACGAUGCAGUGGGCAGUUGGCCCGAACCAGGACCUACGACGGCUGCGGGACGGCUGCGACGGGAGGUGGGACGAUAA